AAAAUGGAACAUCAAUCAAUUAUUCAAACCGCGACACUUCCUCAGUUCGUCGUAGGACUCACAGAGAGAGGAGAGAGAAAGCGAGGGUUGAAGAGGGAGAAAGAGGUAUUGAAGCCUUGAAGGUUGAAGGUUGAAGGUUGAAGGUUGACGGUCUGUUGUUUGUUGUUCCUGCAGUUGAAGCUUUUUAUGGGAAUUCUGGUUUCGAAAUUCCCGAAUUUGACCAAUUGUGGAAUAUUUGAAGGAGAUUUAACCUCUUCAAGGUCCGCAGUUCACAUGACUCCAGUUGUUGAGUUGUAGUUUUAGUCACCUUUCAUUCCACCCCCUCGUCGUUCGUUUAUUUCGUGAAUCUGAUUGGAGGUAGUCGCUGAAGUAAGUCACAACUUUAACUAUUCCGUAGGUUCUGGAUCCUGUGUUUUUGAAGAUCACAUCAGUCUGAGUGUUGCUGCAAUUUUCUUAACUUAUUAACUAUACUGGCUGAAUGUUUGAGAGUAGAUUCAAACAAGAUUAGAUGACUGUAGACGAAAAGGGUGAUAGCAGUUUUUGGAGUAGAGAGCAGGAUAAGGCAUUUGAGAAUGCGAUUGCUACUCAUUGCGAGGAUUUGGAAGAUAAUUGGGAAAAGAUAGCAGCGGAUGUUCCAGGGAAGACCUUAGAAGAAGUCAAGCAUCACUAUGAGCUUCUAUUUGAGGAUGUGAAGCAGAUCGAGGCUGGCCGUGUUCCGUUGCCUUCGUAUAGUUCUUCUUCAGAGGGUUCUUCAGGUCUUGCUGCUGAAGAAGGUAAUGGGGGAAAAAAGGGUCUAUCUGCUAAUGGAGGUAGUGAAUCCAAUCACGCAAGCAAGGCAUCGAAAGCGGAUCAGGAGCGCCGGAAGGGGAUAGCUUGGACAGAGGAUGAACACAGGCUAUUUCUUCUUGGGUUGGAUAAAUAUGGGAAAGGAGAUUGGCGGAGUAUAUCCCGUAACUUUGUGGUGACAAGAACACCAACUCAAGUGGCAAGCCACGCGCAAAAGUAUUUCAUUAGACUGAACUCUAUGAAUAAAGAUAGGAGAAGAUCGAGCAUCCACGAUAUCACAAGUGUUAACUCUGGGGAAAUUUCAGCAUCCCAGGGCCCAAUUACCGGUCAGACAAACGGGCCCGGGCCCGUUUCUGGGACUCCGUCUGGAAAACCCGAAAAACAGGUUGCUCAGCCUCCUCCUGGUGGAUCAUCUUCAGGAGUGGGUGUUGGUGUGUAUGGUACUCCACCAAGUAUUGGACAACCGAUUGGUGGUGGACCAUUGGUUUCUGCUGUUGGAACUCCGGUGAAUCUUUCAGCUCCUCCUCAUUUGGGUUAUGGUAUGCGGGUACCCGUUCCUGGGUCCGUGGUUCCUGGUGCUCCAGUGGGGAUGGCUCCUUUGACGUAUCCGAUGCCACAAACCUCUGCUCACAGGUAAGAUAAUGAAUGAACCACAAAAGUCAUUAUUUAGAUGUACAAAAAGGAAAGAAAAGUUUGCAUACCCCCAUAUUCUGGGGGUAGCCUUGCCUGGGAAUUACCAGUUUUUACUGGGGUACCUUUGUCACUUAAUUAUCAUUCUUAUACAAAACCUAAAAUAAUUCAAAGGAAGGUGAAACUAUGUAGUCUUCUAUUUCUUGUAUAGGCAGCUGUGGUAGGGGUGUUGCUGCUUUAGGGGGAACGACAUCAGCGUGCGUUCCCUAGUAGUUUAUUAUUACUGAGAUUGUUUUGUUAUUAAAUUAGCAGCUAAUUAGCGCAAGCCAUAGUGUAGGAGCUUCUUUUGCCCAAAGUCCAGUUCUGUAGAAUGUUUUUAUCCUUUUGAGUUGUUUUCGUUGAAAGCCUCUUACUUUGUGGAUGUCAACUAGCUUAGUUGCUAGUUGGUAAAGACCUGAUAUUGCAAUUGUAUUUUUGUUGCAAGCA
This is a messenger RNA of Spinacia oleracea (spinach), 1902 nucleotides long. RefSeq names its product transcription factor SRM1. Lineage: Eukaryota; Viridiplantae; Streptophyta; Magnoliopsida; Caryophyllales; Amaranthaceae. Gene Ontology annotation, molecular function: DNA binding. The record is from RefSeq and is a predicted model, not a curated record. The coding region runs from base 509 to 1423 and encodes 304 amino acids. The transcript is spliced from 4 exons.